ACCGACAACUCUUUCACUUUCCGUUAGUGCUUUUCGUCGGCGUCAAUUUGAUCGUCUAUUUCGCUCAGUGAAAAAUCGCUUUUCCCAAAUAAUAUUUGUUUAAGAUUUGGUGCUAUAUUUUACGAACAGUUGCCAUUGAUAGGAAAACUUGGAGAACAUGCCGAAAGUGAAAUUUCAAAAAGAAGUAAAACAGCCGCAGCCUUAUCCGCCGCAGAUGCGUCGUGGAGACAACGGGAAUGGUAUAACAAAAAUGGCGACCAACAACAACGAUAAACAGGAGAGGCAGAAAUCAAUGGUUGCAAAAGACGAUUCAAGCAGCAACGAAAAUGUGCUUAUUUACUAUUUGAAGCAACACAAGCUAUCGAUAGAGUCGGCAAAAAAAAAGAUUCGAACGAAAUGGCCGAACAAUUUUAUAAAAUGAAAAUGACGGUGGCCGAGUGCAACCAAGAAAACGCUAAAUUGAAGAAUGUUGUGGCGGAAAUGGAGCAACAAGCUGAGCAGCUAAAGAUGAAUUAUGCUAAAGUUACUGAAGAAAAGCAGAAUCUAAAGCACAGCUAUGAUAAAUUCAAUGCGAUGUUCACUUCAUUCGAAACCGACUACGAUGAACGCUUCGCCAACAUGAAUCUCGACUUGAACAGGCUUAAAAGCGAUCUUUCGGCAAGUCAAAAACGCAAUGAGAUCUUGUUGACUCAGCUGAAAGAGGAGGAAAAGAGUCAAGAAAUGAUUGCUAAAUUAGGAGAAGAGCUUGGCCAGAAGGAUGCCCAAUUGGCUGUAACUGAGAUGAAACUGGCGCAACUUCAGCAGGAAAACAUGCAGAUGCAAACAGAUUUUGAUGUGAAACAAAUAGAGCUGGAACGUUACCAUGAAAACGAGCUGCAGGAGAAAGACGUUGAGCUAUCAGGAUUAAAAGGCGAAUUGCAGCAGCUAACGGAAAACUAUGCUGCAAAGAUCAAGGACGGUGCACAAUGCGAACAAAAAGUAGCCGAAUUAGAAAUGAAGUUGAAGGAGAGUGCCAAUUUAACUAUGGAAAUGGAACAAAAACAUGCCCAGGCUGGGGCAAGUUAUAUAAAAAGGCAGCAAGAACUUGAGCAAGAAACAAUGGAAAUAACAGAUAGAUUGAGGGCACAGAUUCAGCAGAAACAGGCAGAAAUAUCUUCGCUGGAGUUGGGCGUGCAACAAAUGAAAGCCAACUUUCAUCGCCAAGUUGCUGAGAAUGAUCGUUAUGUGGCUGAGUUGAGUCUGACAAAGCAAAGUUUGAAAGAGGCCGAGACGCGUCAUUUUGAGCAACAGAAACACAACGACGAGGUGUCCAGGGAGACGCUUUUGACAGUAGAACGAUUUGAGAGCGAAGCGAAAGUUAAAGAUGCCAAGAUUGAUGAGCUCUUAGCUUUCAUUGAGGAUGUGACUAAAGAAUUCAAGAGCAAGGAAAAGAAUUACGAAGAGGACAUCGCAGCGCUUAAAACCAACAUCAACGAACUAAAGGCAAAUAAUCACCAAGAAAAUGAGGCACUACAAAAUGCCCUUCAAAUAUGCGAACAUCUAAUGGACGAGCGCCAGGAGCAGUUCAAUCAAGUGGAGCUGGAGUUAUUGGCACGCAUCAAGAAGCUGAGUGAUGAACAAACAAAUUCGGCAAAAGAAUUUGAUAACUUAAAGGAACUUCACGAGAAAACAACAAAAGAACAGCAGGAUAAGCUAAAGCAGCAGCAAGAUGACUUGGAUGCUCAAAAGAAGAAUUACAUCAAUAUGGAGAAGUCUAAAAAUGCAAUUAUAACGGAGCUUAAGUACAAGAUUAGCCAUGUGCGCCAAGUCUUUGGUCAGCCUGUUGGCAGCGCCACAAUCCUCAAUUGCGAGCAGAACAAAGCCAAGACCAAUGGCACACUCGAGUUGAUGGUCGAUAAUAAUAUGGCUAUAACCCAGCAACAGCAGAAGCAGCCUGGUGAUGUCGUGGAAAUUGAUGCUGCGUCGGACGACAGUAUUUCAAAAAUUGCAGCAGCAAUCGUAGCAUCCGCUCCAGCAGCAAUUACUACAGAGCCAUCAACAUCAUCAUCAACGGCACCAGCUGCAUCUGCAAAAGCUGCAAAAUCAGUCAGACCUCGUAGACAAACUAAGCGCAGAACUUUUAAACUUUUAAAUGAUUCAGAAUUCAACUCUGAUUCCGAUGACGACGAUGUGGGAUUGUGGAAGCCAAAAUCGAAAAAAACGGUCGCAAAGAAGAAGUUUACUGAUGAAGACGUGCCGAUAACUAACGUAUUCGAUUACGUUAAGAAUAUCUAAAGAGAAGUUGAAGUGUUAAAUAUUUCUUUCAAUACUUCUGACACAUAAGUAUUUGAAAAGAAACAAACUGCUACUUUACUUACUUUACUAAUAGGAAUAUUACUCUCUUUAUCUAUUUGUAUCUUUUCAAUAACAUUUCAAUUGAUUAAUCAUUUGUAUUUAGUAUAUGUCAAGGCGUUAAAUGCCAAUUU
This is a messenger RNA of Drosophila nasuta, 2465 nucleotides long. Its product is annotated as protein FAM184A-like. The transcript is spliced from 8 exons. The record is from RefSeq and is a predicted model, not a curated record. Lineage: Eukaryota; Metazoa; Arthropoda; Insecta; Diptera; Drosophilidae. The coding region runs from base 397 to 2274 and encodes 625 amino acids.